Molecule: messenger RNA, 3306 nt
Organism: Parathielavia appendiculata
Lineage: Eukaryota; Fungi; Ascomycota; Sordariomycetes; Sordariales; Chaetomiaceae
Exons: 2
Coding region: 1-3306 (1101 amino acids)
Biological process (GO): regulation of DNA-templated transcription
Cellular component (GO): nucleus
Molecular function (GO): zinc ion binding; protein binding; sequence-specific DNA binding
Source: RefSeq, a predicted model, not a curated record
AUGAACUCCAACUUCUACCCCUCUCGACUGUAUCCGGAGGAAAUCCAAGCUCAGCAGUGGCUAGCAUUGCAACAACAGAAUGGAGCCAAUGGACACCAAGGGCAGGGUGGCGGCCAGGGCCAAAGCCAGGGCCAGGGUCAAGACACUGCAAUGAGCAAUGCCGCGAAUCUCGGAGGACUGGACUGCGCGAACACCCUCUCCGCCAUGGACGACAUGUCACUGACUAGGGAAGAGUCGCUCGACGACAUUGUCAGUCAAAACGUGCGCGAGUUCCAGCGGAGACGGAGCCUACCCCAGCCCUUCUCUGACUCGCUGCUACCGCAGAAUGUCGACAGGCGCAUGGCCAUGAUGGGCUUUGGCAGCGCCACCGACGCUCUCCACGCCUUCUCCUUUGGCUUUCCAAACAGCGCAGGCCUAGCGGGCACUUCGGAAGCGUUUCCACAGCAGGGCCUCGUGGUUAUGCCUGAUCAGACGGGCUAUCCCACGCUCCCUCCGCACACGGUUGGUAUGGGCGGCUUCUGCAACCAGGAUAUGGUAUCAAUGACUGCAGAUCCCGCUUCUAUGAGCUUCUUCAAUCCACCCAACCUACAAAAUCAGCACCCCUCCGCCGCCAUGGAGGCCGGCGGCCCGAAUUAUGCCAUGGACAUGGGCAUCGAAAGCGCACCCCUGAAUGCACCCAGCGUCAACCCGGUGGCCAGAUUUACAGUUGGGGGAAGUGGCGGCAUGAUGGGAGGAGCCAGUGAUACAAUCAACACCAACCCCGUCCAAGAAACUCCCGGCCUGAUCCUUAAUACAGGCAUGGGCCGGUUCCCACCCAACAUGUCACCUCUCGAACCUGAGCCGCGCGAGCCAUCCGUCCCUGCUUCGUUCCAAUCACCGACAUCCCCCACGUCCCGGGCCAUGUCUCAAUCAAGUGUCGGGCCGGCAAGUAUCGCCGCAGGCACCCCGGCGUCAACAGCGCCAGCCACUGCCGGCCCGUCGCUUCCCCCCGGUUUAGGCUCCCGAGACCCCAAGAAGGACGCUUACUCCAAGAGCGGCUUUGACAUGCUCAAGGCUCUGUUCUACGUCGCCACGAGAAAGAACCCUACUGUCGAUAUUGGCGCCGUCGAUUUGUCAUGCGCUUUCGUCGUCUGCGACGUGACGCUCAACGACUGCCCCAUCAUCUACGUCUCGGAUAACUUCCAAAACCUAACGGGCUACAACCGGCACGAGAUCACCGGGAAGAACUGCCGCUUCCUCCAGAGCCCGGACGGCAAGGUAGAGGCCGGCACGAAGCGCGAGUUCGUGGCCAACGAUGCCGUCUUCAAGCUCAAAAACGCCGUGGCCGAGGGCAGGGAGAUCCAGCAGAGCCUGAUCAAUUAUCGCAAGGGCGGCAAGCCAUUUUUGAACCUGCUGACCAUGAUCCCCAUCCCUUGGGACAAUAGCACCGAGACUCGGUAUUUCAUUGGGUUCCAGGUCGACCUCGUCGAAUGCCCCGAGGCCAUCUCCAGUCAAGAGUCCGGCGGAGCCAUGCAGGUCAACUACCGCCACCAGGACAUCGGCCAGUAUUUUUGGACGCCGCCCAACUCGACGCAGUGGUCGCCCGAAAGCGGCCAGACGUUGACGGUGGACGAGGUCUCGUCGCUGAUCCAGCAUAACAACCCCGCCACAUCCGCCCCGCCCCGGUCAGAAUACCACAAGUCGUCUUGGCCCAAGAUGCUUCUGGAGAAUGCGGACGACGUUAUCCAUGUUUUGUCGCUCAAGGGACUGUUUCUCUAUCUUUCGCCGGCGUGCAAAAAGCUCCUCGAGUACGACGCGUCGGAGCUCGUGGGGACGUCGUUGUCGUCCAUCUGUCACCCGUCGGAUAUUGUGCCCGUCAUGCGCGAACUCAAGGACGCGGCGCAGCAUAACCCGAGCUCGGUCAACAUUGCGUUUCGCAUCAGGAGGAAGCAUUCCGGGUAUACCUGGUUUGAGAGUCAUGGUUCGCUGGUUACGGAUCAGCCUUCUACUUCCUCCUCCUCGUCUUCUUCAUCUGCUGCUGCAUCUACUUCUGGUGGGGGUGGCGGGGGUGCUGGAAGUAGUAGUAGUAGCGGUGGUGGCAGUAGUGGUGGUGGCAAGGGCAAAAAGUUCAUCGUCCUCGUCGGGCGCAAGCGCCCCGUCCUAUGCCUUUCGCGGCGCGACGUGGAUGCCCAUACCAACGGGAUAGGCGGCUCGGCGGGCGACGGGAGCGAGGUGUGGAGCAAGAUAUCUGGGUCGGGCAUGUUUUUGUUUGUGUCGUCGAGCGUGAAGGCGCUGCUGGAGUUGGAGCCGGCCGAGUUAAAGGGCCGCAGCAUGCAGGCGCUCAUGCGCCAGGAGGCGAGGUCCGAGUUUGGGCGGAUGGUGGAGAAGGCUAGGAAGGGAGGCGGCGUGGUUGCGUUUCGGCAUGAGGUCAUGCAUAAGAGGGGACAGUACGUGCCGGCGGUCACGGUGUUGUACCCUGGGGAUGGGGCUAGGAGUGGUGGGAGGAGUAGUUUUUUGAUUGCGCAGACGAGGUUGACCAAGGGAGCUGGGGGGAGGGUCAUUGCUGCUCCUGGGAAGGGGCAUGGCCAGCAUGUUGGUGGUGGUGGGGGUACCAUCCUGGGGACGAUGGAAAGGGUGCCGGACCAGGAUGCGGUGAAUCAUCCGAUGAAUGGAGUUGUGGCUACGGGGAAGCUGACCGCGUCGAAGGCGACGUAUCCGGAUUCGGCGCCGGGCGAGGAGAGUCCGUCUGGCGGGGACGAACAAGAAGAGCAAGAGGAGGAAAGCGAGGAUGAUAUCUUUGCGGAGCUCAGGACGACCCGGUGCACGUCGUGGCAGUACGAGCUGCGGCAGAUGGAGAAGAUGAAUCGGUUGCUGGCCGAGGAGCUCUCGCAGCUCAUGGUCAACAAGAAGAAGCGCAAGCGGAGAAAGGGCGGGGGCACCGCGGGCGGAGGGAAUGGAAGUGCUGGCGGCGCUGGGGUAAAGGACUGCGCGAACUGCCACAAGCGCGAUACGCCCGAGUGGAGGAGGGGGCCGAGCGGGAAUCGCGAUCUGUGUAAUAGCUGCGGGCUGAGGUGGGCGAAACAGACGGGCAAGGUUUCACCCCGGAAUAUGUCUCGUGCUGGUAGUGAUGGCGGCGGCAGCAAGAGGAGCAGCAUCAGCACGACGAGUACCAACUCGCCGGUCGAGUCGUUGCCCUUGCGGCGCGAGGUGUCGGCCGACGCCAUCAGUGUUGCGUCGUCGAGGUUGGAGAGGAGGAGCACCAGCACCGGGGACGGGAGUGGUGGUGCCAUGAGCGGGUUGGAGAUGGGGUCUAUUCUGGAGGAGUGA